UUGGACACCAAAACCCUCGGGAAAUAAAUCUUUUACGGCUUGGAUCGGUAUCUCCGUUGGGUGGCUGCCGCAGAGACUGGAUCGCUCGUAGGGAGGAGGAAGGAGGAGUUUGCAGGGAUGGCGAGCGGCGCGAAAGUGGUUCUCGAUGACAUUCCGUCGCUGGAUCUGAUGACGGAGCUCCUCCAGCGCAUGAAGUGCGCAUCCAAGCCCGAUAAGCGUCUCAUUCUCAUCGGUCCGCCAGGUUCUGGAAAGGGUACCCAAUCUCCUAUGAUUAAAGAUGAAUAUUGCUUAUGCCAUUUGGCAACGGGUGAUAUGUUGAGAGCUGCUGUGGCUGCUAAGACACCACUUGGAAUUAAAGCUAAAGAGGCAAUGGAUAAGGGGGAUCUUGUUUCUGAUGAUUUGGUUGUUGGCAUUAUUGAUGAGGCUAUAAAAAGACCAUCAUGCCAGAAGGGUUUCAUUCUUGAUGGGUUUCCAAGGACAGCCAUUCAAGCAGAAAAGCUUGAUGAGAUGCUGGCAAAGCAAGGUACCAAGAUUGACAAGGUGCUGAACUUUGCUAUUGAUGAUGCCAUAUUGGAGGAGAGAAUUACAGGCCGUUGGAUUCAUCCACCUAGCGGAAGAACUUAUCAUACAAAGUUUGCUCCUCCAAAAGUUCCUGGCAUCGAUGAUGUAUCAGGAGAACCCUUGAUUCAGAGGAAAGAUGACACAGCUGAAGUCCUAAAGUCAAGGCUUGAAUCUUUCCAUCGACAAACUGAACCAGUUAUCGACUAUUAUGCCAAAAAGGGUGUUGUCGCUCAACUUCAUGCGGAGAAGCCCCCCAACGAUGUCAUCAUUCAGGUGCAGAAAGCUCUUUCGUGAAGAGGAGAAACGAAACCUCCCGCGGUUCGGCAUUACAUUUUGACGUCUCUUUAAGUUAUACAAAAAUUUUCCCUUUCAUGCAUGAAAUCAGAGAGCUUCGUUCAAGCUGCCUGAAUGCUUUUCCAUGCUCAGGGAAACUUUUACAAUUGCAUCAGCUUUUGAUUUGAAAUAAUUAAUCGGUAUUUUCUGAUGAAACAAAGAGUUUUGUGGUUGUAUGAUUCACAGGAAACAGUGAACUGUAGAGUUAACCUCAGUUUUUUGAGGGAAUAAACUUCAAAUUCUGCAACUUGCCAGCUUUCUGAA
Messenger RNA from Zingiber officinale, 1158 nucleotides. Its product is annotated as adenylate kinase 4-like. The transcript is spliced from 6 exons. The record is from RefSeq and is a predicted model, not a curated record. Lineage: Eukaryota; Viridiplantae; Streptophyta; Magnoliopsida; Zingiberales; Zingiberaceae. Gene Ontology annotation, molecular function: ATP binding; AMP kinase activity. Gene Ontology annotation, cellular component: cytoplasm; mitochondrion. Bases 118 to 855 code for a protein of 245 amino acids. Gene Ontology annotation, biological process: nucleobase-containing compound metabolic process.